Molecule: messenger RNA, 1098 nt
Organism: Colletotrichum aenigma
Lineage: Eukaryota; Fungi; Ascomycota; Sordariomycetes; Glomerellales; Glomerellaceae
Gene: vma-6
Product: V-type proton ATPase subunit d
Exons: 4
Coding region: 1-1098 (365 amino acids)
Biological process (GO): vacuolar transport; proton transmembrane transport; vacuolar acidification
Cellular component (GO): vacuolar proton-transporting V-type ATPase complex; proton-transporting V-type ATPase, V0 domain; fungal-type vacuole membrane
Molecular function (GO): proton-transporting ATPase activity, rotational mechanism
Source: RefSeq, a predicted model, not a curated record
AUGGAGGGUCUUUUCUUCAACGUCAACAGCGGCUUCCUCGAGGGCAUCGUCCGUGGCUACAGAAAUGGCCUCCUUACAAGCUCCAGCUACAGCAACUUGACCCAGUGCGAGACCAUCGAUGACCUCAAGCUGCAGCUUGGCCCUGCCUAUGGCGACUUCCUCGGCAACCUCCCUCCCAACCCCUCGACGUCAGCCCUGGCCGCGAAGACGACCGACAAGCUCGUCUCCGAGUUCCGUUAUGUUCGAGCCAACGCUAUCGGCACUCUUGCCAAGUUCAUGGACUACCUCACCUACGGCUACAUGAUCGACAACGUUGCCCUGUUGAUUACCGGCACCCUUCACGAGCGAGAUACCCGUGAGCUUCUCGAGAGAUGCCAUCCCCUUGGCUGGUUCGAGACCAUGCCCGUCCUGUGCGUCGCAACGAACAUCGAGGAGCUGUACAACAGUGUCUUGAUCGAGACGCCUCUUGCCGCCUACUUCAAGGGCAGUCUUAGCCACCAGGAUCUCGACGAGCUCAACAUCGAGAUUGUCCGCAACACCCUGUACAAGAACUACCUCGAGGACUUCUACAACUUUGUCAACACGCACCCUGAGAUGUCUGGCUCGCCCACCUCCGAGAUCAUGUCGGAAAUCCUCGAGUUCGAGGCCGAUCGCCGUGCCAUUAACAUCACCCUCAACUCGUUCGGCACCGAGCUGAACAAGUCCGACCGUAAGAAGCUCUACCCCAGCUUCGGCAAGCUGUACCCGGAGGGCACCUUGAUGCUCUCUAGAGCAGAUGACUUCGAAGGCGUCCGCCUGGCUGUUGAUGGUGUCUCGGACUACAAGAGCUUCUUCGAGGCCGCCGGUCUUGGUGGUGGCCCCUCUGGACCCGGCAACAUGGGUGGCGGCUCCAGCGCCGAUGGCAGGAGCUUGGAGGAUAUGUUCUACCAGAAGGAGAUGGAAAUUUCCAAGAGCGCCUUCACCAGGCAAUUCACCUUUGCCAUUGUUUACGCCUGGGUGAGGCUUCGUGAGCAGGAAAUCCGAAACAUUACUUGGAUCGCUGAGUGCAUAGCCCAGAACCAGAAGGACCGGAUCGGCAACUACAUCAGCGUUUUCUGA